AGUGCAACGUUAGCGGAUCGUUUACGCCAUUCGAAGCUGGCCGCAUAGUCGGAAAUCGUCCGCCAGGUGUUCGCCAAGUGUUUUUUUCCUGUUUCGUUUAACGUAAAUGGUUUGCGAGUCUUCCGCGAAUGAGUUGUUUCGCGAAUGAGUUGUUUUGUAAAUGUUACACCUUGAUAAUAAUCUUGUUCUGAUGGCUUAUAUUUCCAUACAGAAUCGAGGAGGAGGUGGAAGAGGAGCUGGAGGAGGGGAACAAGGAGGGAGAGGAGGGGGGUUGGUGGAGGAGAGGUCGAUGAGGAUUUCUGGUAUGCAUCAGAGGGUGAGGAGGAGUGCAGCAGCGGCGGAAGUGAGUCAGAGGAAGACGAGGAGUAGCAGGUGGACCAGCACAAAGCAGCAGCAGCAGCAGCAGCAGCAGCAGCAGCAGCAGCAGCAGCAGCAGCAGCAGCAGCAGCAGCAGCAGCAGCAACAGCAGCAGCAGGAGCAGCGUCAGCUGCAAACAACACCAACACCGGCAGCAGCAGCGGCAGCACAUGGAGCAGUUGGGUGCAGCAGGAAGAGCAGUAAGAGUUCUAGCAGCAAGAGUGGCUGGCAGCAUCA
This is a messenger RNA of Closterium sp. NIES-67, 594 nucleotides long. The record is from the annotation of a GenBank genome assembly. NCBI's taxonomy places the organism in Eukaryota, Viridiplantae, Streptophyta, Zygnematophyceae, Desmidiales, Closteriaceae.